Chrysemys picta bellii (western painted turtle) is the source of this 3591-nucleotide messenger RNA. It is a transcript of the gene RNF40, whose product is annotated as ring finger protein 40. NCBI's taxonomy places the organism in Eukaryota, Metazoa, Chordata, Testudines, Emydidae. The record is from RefSeq and is a predicted model, not a curated record. Gene Ontology annotation, molecular function: ubiquitin protein ligase activity; metal ion binding. Gene Ontology annotation, cellular component: nucleus; HULC complex.
CGCGAGGUAGCGGGCGGGUGUUGGGAGUGUCAGGUCAGCGCGUGCGCAGUGGAGUGGCUGGGGGGUGGGCCUGGCGAGGGCAAGCCGCUGGGAGUGGGAGCGCGAGGCAGGUGAGGCGCAACUCCUGGGCUGACCCCCGCCGCCCUCUCCCCAUCCCCCCGCUGCUACCAGAGACCCUGGCCAGCGGCGCCAUGUCUGGGCCGGGGAGCAAGCGGGCGGCUGGGGAUGGGGGAUCAGGGCCCCCUGAGAAGAAAGCCAACCGUGAGGAGAAGACGACCACUACCUUGAUCGAACCCAUCCGCCUGGGGGGCAUCUCCUCCACGGAGGAGAUGGACCUGAAGGUGCUGCAGUUCAAGAACAAGAAGCUGGCGGAGCGGCUGGAGCAGCGCCAGGCCUUUGAGGAUGAGUUGCGCGAGCGCAUUGAGAAGCUGGAGAAGCGCCAGGCCACAGAUGAUGCCACCCUGCUCAUUGUCAACCGUUACUGGAGCCAGCUGGAUGAAAAUGUGCAGGUCCUGCUGAGAGGCUAUGAUGGGGACUGUGAGCCCCCACCCCCUGCAGCCCCUUCUCCCCCCUCCGCAGAGGAACCCAGGCCAGAGCCAAUGGGACCGGACCCCGAGAACACAGUCAGCCCUAGUACUGAGGGCCCAGAUAGGACAGAAACGGCCCCACCUGUUGCGACCCCGUCUGCCUCCUGGAAGGCCGGGGGGCUCCUGCUGAACGAGCCGGCCUUGUCAUUCCUGGCCACGCUGGCCAGCAGCAGCAGCGAGGAGAUUGAGCUGCAGCUGCAGGAACGCAUGGAAUUCUCCAAGGCCGCCGUGUCCCGUGUGGUCGAAGUCUCCAACAAGAUCCACCGGCGCACGGAGGAGCUGUGCCAGAAGAUCCACGCCCGUGCUGACUUGGACCAGUUGGAUGAGGCGUUGAAGUCCUUGAACAAAGAGCUGAUGAGAGAGAAUCAGCGGCUGCAGGACUUGGCGAUGCAGCUGCAGGAAAAACACCACAAGAUCUCGCUGGAGUACACAGAGCUACAGGACAAGGUGACGUCGUCGGAGACCAAGGUGCUGGAGAUGGAGACGACGGUGGAGGAUCUGCAGUGGGACAUCGAGAAGCUGCGCAAGCGCGAGCAGAAGCUCAACAAACACCUAGCUGAGGCGCUGGAGCAGCUGAACUCCGGUUACUACGUGUCAGGCAGUUCCGGGGGCUUCCAAGGCGGGCAGAUCACGCUCAGUAUGCAAAAGUUCGAGAUGCUGAACGCGGAGCUGGAGGAGAACCAGGAGCUGGCCAACAGCCGCAUGGCUGAGCUGGAGAAGCUGCAGCAGGAGCUGCAACAGUCUGUCAGGACCAACGAGAAGCUCAAGGUGGCGCUGCGGUCGCUGCCCGAGGAGGCGGUGAAGGAGACCCUGGACUACAAGGUGCUGCAGUCGCAGUUCUCUCUGCUCUACAACGAGAGCCUGCAGGUGAAGACCCAGCUGGAUGAGGCGCGCGCCCUGCUGCUCACCACCAAGAACAGCCACCUGCGCCACAUUGAGCACAUGGAGAGCGACGAGCUGAACCUGCAGAAGAAGCUGCGCACGGAGGUGAUCCAGCUGGAGGACACGCUGGCCCAGGUGCGCAAGGAAUACGAGAUGCUGCGCAUUGAGUUCGAGCAGAACCUGGCCGCCAAUGAGCAAGCGGGUCCCAUUAACCGGGAGAUGCGCCACCUGAUUAGCAGCCUCCAGAACCACAACCAUCAGCUGAAAGGAGACGUGCAGCGAUACAAGCGCAAGCUGCGUGAGGUGCAGGCUGAGAUCAACAAGAUCCGGAUGCAGUCAAGCGGCUUCCCCUGCGGCUCAGCUGUUCUGCCCCCCGCACCUGGGCCGGAGGAGCCGGUGGGCGUGGCCCCGGCCGUGGUGGUGAAGGAGGAGGAGGGGGGCGCGCCUGCCCUAGAGGUGAAGAAGGAGCCGAAGGAGGCAGUGGCGGCUGUGGUGAAGAAGGAGGAGGUAGCGCCCUUGCCCGAAGGGGGGGUGAAGAAGGAGGAGGAGGAGCCGCUCCCACCGGCUCCCCAGCCGCCCCCCCCGCCUCGCAUCAAGGAGCCGCCGGAGCGCCCCAAGGGAAGCCGCGGGGGGGACCGGGAGCGCUCGCGGGACCGCGACAGGGACGGCUCAGCACGCGAGCGUGACCGGCAGAAGAGCAGCGAUGACCCCAAGAAGAAGGACUCAGACCUGCUCAAGCAGCUGCGCGUUGAGCUCAAGAAGGCCCAGGAGAGCCAGAAGGAGAUGAAGCUGCUGCUGGACAUGUACAAAUCAGCCCCCAAGGAGCAGCGGGACAAGGUGCAGCUCAUGGCCGCCGAGAAGAAGACCAAGGCCGAGGUGGAGGAGCUGCGAGGGCGGGUGCGGGAGCUGGAGGAGAAGGAGAAGAAGGAGAGCAAGAAGAUGGCGGACGAGGACGCCCUGCGCAAGAUCAAGCUGGCGGAGGAGCAGAUUGAGCACCUGCAGAAGAAACUGGCUGCUACCAAGCAGGAGGAGGAGGCCCUGCUGUCGGAGAUGGACGUGACGGGCCAGGCCUUCGAGGACAUGCAGGAGCAGAACAUGCGCCUCAUGCAGCAGCUGCGUGAGAAGGACGAUGCCAACUUCAAGCUCAUGUCCGAGCGGAUCAAGUCCAACCAGAUCCACAAGCUGCUGCGUGAGGAGAAGGACGAGCUGGCGGAUCAGGUGCUGGCCCUCAAGUCACAGGUGGACGCCCAGCUGCUGGUGGUGCAGAAGCUGGAGGAGAAGGAGCGGGUGUUGCAGGGGAACCUGGGCACGGUGGAGAAGGAGCUGACCCUUCGUAGCCAGGCCCUCGAACUCAACAAGAGGAAGGCGGUGGAAGCGGCUCAGCUGGCCGAGGACCUGAAGGUGCAGCAGGAGCACGUUCAGUGCAAGCUGAAGGAGAUCCAGGCCUGCAUGGCCGAGAACCGCGCUGCCAAGGAGAAGGAGUCCUUCAACCUCAAGAGGGCCCAGGAGGACAUCUCCCGGCUGCGGCGCAAGCUGGAGAAGCAGAAGAAGGUGGAGGUGUACGCCGACGCUGACGAGAUACUGCAGGAGGAGAUCAAGGAGUACAAGGCCAAGCUGACUUGUCCCUGCUGCAACACACGCAAGAAGGACGCGGUGCUCACCAAGUGCUUCCACGUCUUCUGCUUUGACUGCGUCAAGACGCGCUACGACACCCGGCAGCGCAAGUGCCCCAAGUGCAACGCUGCCUUCGGCGCCAACGACUUCCACCGAAUCUACAUCAGCUGAGCGCCUGCAGUCCCCCUUCCCAGCCCAUCCCCUAGCCCUCCGUUCCACAGCUCCCCCUCCAGCAGCCACAGGGCGGUCCCCUCCCUCCUGCCCUCUGCAAUCCGCUCAGCAGGUGCUGCCAGGAUUCACUUGACCCAUCCCUGUGCAUCCCACCCAAGUGAUGCCUGAUCCCCUGAGGAUCUGCUCCUCCCCCAGGCUCUGCUCCGUGCUCACUCUGGGUUCUGCAGGGGGCUGGUCUCCUCCCUCUAAUAUUUGAACCCCGGUGAGAGCCCCGUUGGGCCGAGAGGAUGCCCUUGGGGGUGAAGGGUCUCAGGGCAGCAUCUGACUGUGGGGGGAG